Molecule: messenger RNA, 1518 nt
Organism: Phaeodactylum tricornutum CCAP 1055/1
Lineage: Eukaryota; Bacillariophyta; Bacillariophyceae; Surirellales; Neidiaceae
Product: pds-like3, phytoene desaturase-like protein
Exons: 1
Molecular function (GO): oxidoreductase activity
Source: RefSeq, a predicted model, not a curated record
GAGGACCAGAACGUUCCCCAAAGAACGAAAGUUGUCGUCAUCGGUGCAGGCUGGGGUGGCCUAUCCACCGCACAUGCCUUAUCCAAGGACGAUCGCUACGACGUUACCGUCGUCGAAGCCGCUCCCAAGGUCGGUGGCGUCGUGCGGGAUGGCUACACCACCAUUUCGGGCCAGCGCCCGGCCGAAGCUGGACAGCACGGCUUCUGGAACAAUUACCAUAAUAUCUAUUCUUUGUUUGACGAACUAGGCAUACGCGACACCGCCCUGACCGACUACGCCCCGCAGGGGCAGUACUCCCCCCGCGGCCUCGAAGCCGUCUGGCCCGUAUACCGGGAACAGUUCCCGGCCUUACCGACUGGACUAGCGCAAGCGGCGUACACAAAGUUUCUACAACUCAGUCCUCUGGAACGUGCCACGGCCUUACCCCUCGUCCUCGCGUUUUCCGAAUUCGACAAUUCUCCACAAGCCUGGCAACGGUACGACAACGUUUCGUUUCGGGAUUUGUGUAUGCGUUUGGGCGUUUCGAAAAAAAUGUACAACGAAGCUUUUGAACCCAUGAUUUUGACGGGCUUGUUCGCCCCGGGGUCCGAAUGCAGUGCGGCAGCCGCCCUGGGGAUGGCCUACUUCUUUGUACUGCAGUCGCAGAACGCUUUUGACGUGCAAUGGUGCCGCGGGAACAUUGGGGACCAAGUAUUUACGCCUUGGGUAGAAGUUAUGCAAGGUCGAGGGGUACAUUUGCGAACAGAAACGCGAGUUUCAGGCUUUACACUGAACGAAUCGCAAACCAAAAUUGUGGGUGUCCAAUGUCAAACAGCCAAUGGGGGCAGUGUUGAGUUGGCAGCAGAUGCGGUUGUUUUCGGUGUCGGCGCCGAGGCACUUCAAGCAUUUGCCAAGUUUUGCCCCGAGCUGUCACAAUUUGACGAGUUCCGUCGCUUCGCCAACUUGCGCGGAACCAGUGUCUUGGCAACCCGGGUCUUUCUCGACCGAAAUGUUACCGUUCCUUACUCCGCCAACGCCUGUUGGGGAUUUGAUGAGAACGUGGGCAUGACCAUGUUCGAUAUUCGAGCGUUGCACGGCAGCGACAAUCCCACCGUGAUGGGAGCACCCGGAUCUGUGUUGGAGGUAGACUAUUACCACGCGUCCCCGCUUUUAGUUAUGGACGACUCUGCCAUUGUGGAAAAAGUCAAGAAGGACGUGGAUACCCUUCUCGGUCCGACCGCCAAGCAAGCGACUGUCGUUGACGCCGCCGUAGUACGUCUCCCGAACGGUGUCAACUGGUACUAUCCUGGUUCCUACCGCGAUAUGCCCCAGUUGACGAGCCAAUCCUUGCGUGACUGUUACUUUGCCGGUGACAUAGUCCGUACCCAGCAUGGGUCCUGGUCCCAAGAAAAGGCCUACGUGACUGGUCUGCAAGUAGCGAAUCUCUUGCGUCGUGAUAUCACUGGCGGCAACACAAACAACCCUCUCACUAAAAUCCUUCCAGUGGCUUCGGAUGAACCGCACGUUGCGCUAGGCAAG